AUGGCCUCCAUAUCUACGAAAAUCAUCCCCCGCAUCAAGGCGGUUCGUGCAUAUGCAACCCAAGGAGAGAAGGGAGACCAGGGAUACAUGGCCGACUGCCACGAUGUAGAGGACGAACACUGGAUCAAUGGCUUCCCGACACCAGUGGCAAACCCCAUGUCCGGGCACCCACAGUACGCCGCUACGAGAAAAUCCUGGGGGAUCAACGCCCUUGGGACGCUCGUGGUUGAGGUUGAAGCAGACGACGGCACUGUCGGCGUUGGGAUCACCAUUGGGGGAGAACCAGGGUGCUUCAUAGUGGAGAGGCAUCUUAGCCGUUUCAUCGAGGGACAGGACCCCAGGAACAUCGAGUUGAUGUGGGACCAAAUGUUCCGGUCGACUUUAAAUUAUGGUCGAAAGGGACUCCCACUACAAGCAAUCAGCGCCGUUGACCUUGCCCUUUGGGACCUCCUUGGCAAACUGCGGGGCGAGCCCGUAUAUGCACUUCUUGGCGGGAAAACCAAAGAUCGUCUGCCAGUGUAUUGCACCACAGCUAGACCAGAUAUUGCCAAAGAGUUUGGUUUUGUGGGGAGCAAGAUCCCCUGUCCGUACGGGCCUUCUGCUGGGAACGAGGGGCUAAAGAAAAACGCUGAAUUUGUAAAAGGUUGGCGCGAGAAAGUUGGCCCCGACUUCCCUCUAAUGCUGGAUUGCUACAUGGCCUUGACUGUCCCAUACGCCAUCAGCCUUGCCCGAGAGCUAGAACCCUUUAACAUAAAAUGGAUGGAGGAGUUUCUUCCCCCUGACGACUAUGAUGGCUACGCCGCCGUCAGACAGGCUCUGCAAGGCUCUAAGCUGCUUCUCACCACGGGGGAGCACGAAUACACGCGGUACGGGUAUCGCCAACUUAUAGCCAACAGGUGCGUGGACAUCCUCCAACCGGAUAUCACGUGGUUGGGUGGGAUGACCGAGGCCCGGCGCAUAGUGGCCAUGGCGUCCGCCUACGAUAUCAUGGUCAUUCCGCACGGCUCCAGCGUCUACUCGUAUCACCUUCAGUACGCCUUUAGCAACUGCCCCCUCGCAGAGUUCAUCAACCUUAGUCCAAAGGCCGAUAAGAUCAUCCCUUACUUUGGUGAUCUCUUCACGGAUGAGCCCCUGCCCAAAGACGGAUUUAUCGACCUACCGGAUCGACCCGGAUUCGGCGUCACUUUACGCAAAGAUCAGCUUGUGAGGCCGUAUCCGCGCAGUGAUGAGGAGUCCAAGCGGCAAGCUGACAGGAACCGAAAUGCUCCAACACCUACCCAAGCGAAGAUGCCAUUUUAAUCUGUGAUUGAAUCAGGGACAAUGCCAAAGACUGGAAAUAG
Messenger RNA from Lingula anatina, 1340 nucleotides. RefSeq names its product L-rhamnonate dehydratase-like. Lineage: Eukaryota; Metazoa; Brachiopoda; Lingulata; Lingulida; Lingulidae. The record is from RefSeq and is a predicted model, not a curated record.